GCCGCAAAGAGUUUUUGUUUGUGCUGGGUGGUCCAUGGUCUUGUUAUUACUGCUGCUGCUGCUGCUGCUGCUGCUGCUGCUGGUCUGUCCCGUGUUCUGGACCCGGGAUGGGAAAAUACGAACGGUUGGCCUACCCGUGAGCCAGGGCUGCAGGCAACCGAUCGCUUGUGCGCCUUUCCGGGGCGAUACCGCCCAAUUUUCAUCCCAUGCUACUGCAGAUGCUCCCCGCGAUUGCAGGUCAGGUUUCCCGAUGCUUGCGGCACAGGGACUGCGUUUGGCUUGUUAUUAUAUCCUCCUUGCUACAGUUUCGUUCUUCAUGUCACUGUCGCUUCAUGCGCCGUUUGCAUCCCACCCUCUGGCGACUGCGCCGUCUGCAGCAACAACAUGGCGGUCGAUAUCGAGGCAUCAUGGCCGGUCAAGGAGAUCAUCUACACCGGCAUCGUGGGCGUGGUGAUGCUUGCCGCCUUCCUCGAGUGGUUCCUGUGGAUCGCAGCGUUCCUGUACUGCUUGUGGAAGGUGUUUGUCAAGGCCGAGCACUGGACGGUCCGGCUGCUGGCCGUGCUCGUGGGCAUCGCCUUUACGUUGCUGAGAUGCAUAUUCCUCCCCAUCAUGGUCGUCACGCUGCCGCUCCCCAGCCAGAUCGCGCGGGUCUGGCCGCCGGCCAUGGUUUCGUUCCUGCAGUGGUUUGCCUUCUGGAGCUUCGCCGGGCUCUUGACGAUCCCGUGGCUGUUCUGUGUCUACCAGAUCGUCACGCACCAGCUCGGGCGCACCAAGCGCAUCAAGCAGGUGCUCGACGAGGUGUCGGCGCCCAAGGUGGUCAUCGUCAUGCCGUGCUACAAGGAGGAGCCCGAGGUGCUCGUGACGGCCAUCGACUCGGUGGUCGCCUGCGACUACCCGCCGUCGUGCAUCCACGUGUUCCUCUCGUUUGACGGCGACCAGGAGGACGAGCUGUACCUCAACACCAUCGAGAAGCUCGGCGUGCCGCUCACGCUAGAGGCGUACCCGAAGAGCAUCGACGUGACGUACCGGGCGGCGCGCAUCACGGUCUCGCGCUUCCCGCACGGCGGCAAGCGGCACUGCCAGAAGAUGACGUUCAAGCUCAUCGACAAGGUCUACUGCGAGUACCUGCGGCGCCACGACGACCUCUUCAUCCUGUUCAUCGACUCGGACUGCAUCCUGGACCGCGUGUGCCUGCAGAACUUCGUGUACGACAUGCAGCUGAGCCCGGGCAACCGGCGCGACAUGCUGGCCAUGACGGGCGUCAUCACGUCGACGACGCGGCGGCACAGCCUCAUCACGCUGCUGCAGGACAUGGAGUACAUCCACGGCCAGCUGUUCGAGCGCACGGUCGAGUCGGGCUGCGGCGCCGUGACGUGCCUGCCCGGGGCGCUGACCAUGCUGCGCUUCUCGGCCUUCCGGCGCAUGGCCAAGUACUACUUCGCCGACAAGGCCGAGCAGUGCGAGGACCUGUUCGACUUCGCCAAGAGCCACCUGGGCGAGGACCGCUGGCUGACGCACCUGUUCAUGAUCGGCGCCAAGAAGCGCUACCAGAUCCAGAUGUGCACGUCGGCCUUCUGCAAGACCGAGGCCGUGCAGACCAUGCGCAGCCUCGUCAAGCAGCGCCGCCGCUGGUUCCUGGGCUUCAUCACCAACGAGGUGUGCAUGCUGACCGACUGGCGCCUGUGGAAGCGCUAUCCGGUGCUGGUGCUGGUGCGCUUCAUGCAGAACACGAUCCGCACGACCGCGCUGCUCUUCUUCAUCAUGGUGCUGGCGCUGCUGACCACCACCAAGCGCGUCGCCGACCUGCCCGUCGGCUUCAUCGCCAUCUCGCUGGGGCUGAACUGGCUGAUGAUGAUCUACUUCGGCGCCAAGCUGCGCCGCUUCAAGAUCUGGCUGUACCCGCUGAUGUUCGUGCUCAACCCCUUCUUCAAUUGGUACUACAUGGUCUACGGCAUCUUCACCGCCGGCCAGCGCACCUGGGGCGGCCCGCGUGCCGACGCCGCCGCCGCCGACGCCCAGACCACCGCCCAGGAGGCGAUCGAGCAGGCCGAGCAGGCCGGCGACGACCUCAACAUCGUGCCGGAGUCCUUCAUCCCCGCGGCGCAAGAGCGCGAGGAGCUCGCGCUCGCCCAGACGGCCGCCAGCAAGGAGGAGGAGGCGGCGAGCAGCAGCAGCCAUCAUCAGAAGACGAAGGAGAAGGAGAAGGAGAAUAAGAAGAAGAAGAAGCCGACGAAGAGGAGCGGCGGCGGUAGCGCCAGCGGCACUGUCCGUCGCUCCCGGAGCAUCCUGCUGCCCCCGGACAAGGUGGUCGGCAAGUUCGCCCCGCCCGAACGCACGCCGAGCGGGUGGUACCAGCACCCGGACGAUUCGAUGGCCAGCCACGUCGGGAAAAGAACCACCGCCACCACGACCCCCGCGCCAGCAAUGCCAACGCUAGGAGGGCGACACCACUACCACCACCAACAUGGCCAGCGUGACUCCUUCGACAGCACCUUCUCCGCCCACACCACGGGGAUCCUGUCCGUCUACAUGCCCCAGCGCGUCGAGAGCAUCAUGGGCGACGAGGACCGCCGCAAGUAUGAGCUGGCCCAGGCGAGCAGCCACGUCAGCAGCCAGUUCCUGCUGACCGGCUCGUGCGUCUUUUCGUCGUCGCCGUCUUCCCCUUCCCCUUCCCCUGCCCCUUCCCGAUCGCCCUCUUCCCGGAUGGUGGUCCAGUCCGGGCAGGGGCAGGGCAGGGUGUUUGAGGUUCCUGACGAUAUCAACCUCGUUCACGAUUGUAGGUCUUCUGCGGAGCCCGUGGGUGUAGCAGCGAGUGCUGUGAUGGAUGGUAGCAGCAGCAGUAGGCCCCCGAGCUCGACGAGCGAGCAGCAACAUGAGGAGCGUUUACAGGCGCUUUCGCCGCCGCCGGGCCGUGGGCAGGGGCGGCGACAGAGGGGCAAGUCGCGGUAGGUUAUGGAUCUAUCUUGAGCUGAAGAGGAGAAAAGAGGGAGAACUGGGUUAUGAGACUCGGAGAGGGGAUCUCCUUCUUGGGCUCGGCAGCUUGCGUUUUUGUUGGUGUACUCUGAAUCUGAAUCGAUCUUAGACCAAGUCCUUAGGUACUCUCAUGGCAUAUCACACGGACAACUUGCUACAGAGUGUGUGAU
Molecule: messenger RNA, 3143 nt
Organism: Chaetomium strumarium
Lineage: Eukaryota; Fungi; Ascomycota; Sordariomycetes; Sordariales; Chaetomiaceae
Product: transferase-like protein
Exons: 3
Coding region: 385-2949 (854 amino acids)
Cellular component (GO): cell septum; cell periphery
Molecular function (GO): chitin synthase activity
Source: RefSeq, a predicted model, not a curated record